AUGAUCAAUACUGAGGCCGACAUCUGCUUCAACUGGGGAUGUAGCGGCGGCGCAUGUGUAAAGGUAUCCUCCAAGACCUGUCCCCCAGUCAAGUGCCAAAAUAUCGAUGGCUGUGACGGCACCCUUGGAUGCCAUUACAAGCCCAAGUGCGUGGCCCCAGACGCCUGCACCACGAACACUUGUAAUGACAAUGGAGAUUGUGUGUCCGCGCCAGUAAUAUGUCCACAGACCGACAAGUGGUGCACUGACUACUCAUGCGACAAGACCUUGGGAUGUGUGAGCACUGCCAAGAGCUGUGCACCAGCCGAUCCUGCUCCAUGCACAAUCUACUCUUGUGUUCCAGGAGUUGGAUGUGUCUCCAAAUUAUCCAACAGUACCGAGUGCACUUGUUGCGACCCUAAGUCGACACCAAUGUGCAUGGUGGCCAGCUGCGAUGCACAAUCCGGAAAGUGUGUCUACACCAAUGUCACUGUGGACGACAACAACCCAUGCACUGUUGAUGCUUGCAACCCAGUCACUGGAGCGAUCACUCACACUCCCAAACAGUGCAAAGGUUGCCAGACAUGCGACCCGACCAACCCUCUUGGUUGCAAGGACACAGACAGUGUCUGCUCAAACGGAAACGCAUGCAGUGUGGGACAUUGCAAUGAUGGUCAAUGCUCAUUCACGAUGAGGUCAUGUGAUGAUGGCAAUCCAUGCACAAAGGACACAUGCGAUGCUGCAUUGGGAUGUCAACAUCCCGAUAUGGUCUGUCCUGACCUCGACCUAUGCACCGUGGGCACAUGCGUCAAAGGUGUGGGAUGUUCAUACACCAACGCAACCUGUAGCUCUGAACAAUACUGCACGGAAUCAUUAUGUGAUAAGAGACUUGGAUGUCUGAAGUUCCCAAGACAAUGUGUUCCAAAGAAUCCACAAUGUCAGAUUGGUGUAUGUGAUGUCAAUCUCCAAGCGUGCAAGUUCACAGAUAUCCUCCCAAUCCCAGACAUAUGCAAGACACCCGCUACCACCUCCACUACCACCUCAACUACCACCACGACUACCACUACCACUACUGGCGGCCACACUUCGAAUCAAGGAACUACCACUGGCGGAACAACUACCUCAUCAUCCGCCACUGGACGAUCAAGCCACAAUGUAUUGAUCAUGUUGCUUCUUAUUGGCCUUGUAUGUGCAUUAUCACUCUAA
Messenger RNA from Acytostelium subglobosum LB1, 1185 nucleotides. RefSeq lists its product as hypothetical. The record is from RefSeq and is a predicted model, not a curated record. Lineage: Eukaryota; Evosea; Eumycetozoa; Acytosteliales; Acytosteliaceae. Bases 1 to 1185 code for a protein of 394 amino acids. The transcript has 2 exons. Gene Ontology annotation, cellular component: extracellular region.